CCGAGCCAGAGAGACGCGUUUGCCGGGGAGAGAAAAUCCUAGCCCUGCAGUGCACACAGAUCGGUGCAUUGGCGGAGGGGGAAAGCUUUGGCCUUAAUUAGCAGUGUGUUGAAAUCCAUUUCCUUCGGGCUUGUCUGCAUGUGCCUCUGCGAGGUGUAAGGCAGAGCCAGCCAGACCCCUUCUGCCCUCCAAGCUACCCCAAGCCACAGGGGUCGCGCCCCGCGGCAGAUUUAGCGGGGCAGUGCAAUCCAGGACACUGUGUGUGGGGACCAAAGUGGUUUCUGCUGGAGCAGAUUCUGUGCCUCAGUCGGUGAGCGCUGAGUUUAGAGCAUGUGCCACCAGGAAGUGCUCUGUCAAUACUGGUGAUUUCCCUUAUCUGUCAGUGUUUGCUAGAGGAUUAAAGCCAGGAAAGAAAAGAUUAGCCCCUGGCCUCCCCAUAUGCAAAGCACAGUUUAACACCCUGAGUUUUUGUACCCAGCUGCCUGUACAGUUCGCAGACCUGUUCUUAACCUUACAAGUAACUCCUGGUCCUUCCAUGGAGGGAGGUGACUUCUAAACCCAGAAUGAGCGUUUCCUGGAUGCUACUAACAAACAUUAAGUGAUGCCAAUUUUUGACAUUUUGUUUGUGUGUAAGGGGGGCAGGGGCCAAAGCCUUCAGACUGUCUUGGAGAGAGUUAGUAAUCCCCAGGCAUGUGGAUUAACUAUAAUAACUUUUUCCACCUCUGAACAGUGCCAAUUGCUAAGAGAAAACAGUUCUCCUGAUUUGUUCAUUCAAGUCUUCCUUCCACAAGCGUGUAUCUCUCACGGGCACCCCUCCACCAGGCUGGUCACGUGAGUUGUGAGAAUCGUGGGUCACGGCCUGUGAGAGUGUAGCCAGCCUGUCUUGUUAAGAGCAGACUGUGUUUCUUCACAUAUUAAGGACUGAAAAUGUAGUACCCAUCCCAGCUGCUUGGAAAUGGUGCAAGUGUUGCUCUAUUCCGGAAUUUGAUAUUUAUGGAAAGAGUCCUUUACUUAAUAGCUCAAGUGAAAUUGCCAGGCCUUCUGUCCUCUGUGGGGAAGCCUUCCUGAUUAGCAACCCUUAGACUUUGGCCGGUGUCGGUGUGGAAAGGGAUAUUCCGUUUGCAGUGAAGCUGGCAUUUUGAUGAAUGGUUUUGAGCAUUAUUUAUAUCUUCUGUGCUGUUUUGAAAUUUGCUCUGGAGCAAUAUCUCCCCUCUCUUGGAGAAAUGUAUAGAGAAAACAAAGCUGUGCAACUGACCUCUCUGAGAAGAUUCUGCCACACCCAAAGAGAAAUUCCACUCCCUUCGCUGGGGCAGAAGGAAGUAAACCUACACCAUCCCUUGACGCGUCUGAGGUUCAUUGAUUUUUCAAAGACAGGACAAGCACUAAGAUAAAAUUUAUUUACUUCAUCCACUCAACAGUCUCAGAUAUCAAAGCUUUGGCUUCAGGGCUAUGCCGUGGCUGGCUUCAGUACUGCGUGGAAAGCAUGAAGCCUGAAGGUUUGACUAGGGAUCCGUGCUGCACCAGCGCAAGCAGAGAGCUGCGUAGGCUAUUUCCACACCCCCCCCCCCAUUAGCCAUCAAGAGCAUCUGUUUGGUUCCUGUGUGAGACCACUGAGCACCUGGAUUAAAGGAGCUUUUUGAAAAGCUGGAGCAAGUGCAGAACUACCCAGUGCAGAACAACUGCACAAGAGACCACGUCUCCCUGGAUUUUAUUGCUCCUGUAUUUUAUAUUCAGCAUCUUUUUAAGAUGUGACAAAAUAGGCUUCCCACACAGCAGCCAUUCUUCUGCCUAUUCAGGCAUCCUCUGUCCCUAUGCACCAUCAUGACAGCUGCCCCCAGUUUUGUUUGGACACACAAAAUCACCUCUCCAAGGACAGAGAUGCUCUUGCCAUUAAUUCUAAAUGAAGUCUUUGGAUUUGACCGUGAAAUGGCCUGGGACCAUCCUACCUAAGACUGCAUUUCUCCCAUGCUGCCAGAGCAGCAAACUGGGGUGAAACUGAAGCUCCUUUGCUGUAAAAGGAGAAGGAAGUGCUGGCAGCGUGUUCUCCAGAUUCUCCCCAGGACUCUCCUUUGUGCUGUUCUGCUGCUGCUGCUGCUUGUAUCGGUGCUGAGCAAGGGCAAGGCCAAGUGCAGCAUUGUGGAAAUCCUGCGGCAAUACCAAGCCGUGAUCUUUGAUGAGCUCCAGAACCUGAAAAACUUGACUCGAUCUGCUGAAACCCCAAGGAGGGGGAGAGCUGGCCCAGCCUGCCUCUCUAACAAGGAGCAGAAAAUCCUGCUGUCUAUCUCCACCAUGAGCAUGUCUCUCAGGGACAUGGUCAGAGGCUCCUGGAGGAAUCCUGAAGUAGUGGCUGUGAUGCAGGUGGUCAGCAACACAGAGUCUGUGACCAAACAGAACUGCAAGAAAAUCCACAAGAAGAGUCUGUCAACAGUUACAGAGAAACCGCAACACAGAAGUCAGGGCAACAGGAGAAAGCAGCUGAAGAUGAUAGCGCGAACAGUGGAAAACUUGGUCACCUGCUGGGAGAAGUUGUUCUCUCUCCACUCAAAGGACUGGGACACAUAGGGUCAGUAGGAAGCAGUGCAUGGUGCUCUCUCCAUGGGUGCUGAGCACCUGGGAUUGUACCACCACCUCCAUACUGGCCAGUAAGCAACACCGAUUUCAUGGAAACUCCUUGCCUUCUGAUUUCUUGGUUCUACCGUUUGAAGCAGGCAUUCCAUUGCAUCCCAUUCUUCUCUGUUGGGAUUGGAGAGGGACACAUCUUCUGUUCAUAGCCUGCUCUGCUACUGUUCCAGGUAGCAAAUACUGAGGGUCAGAUUCAGCCCUGAAAUCAACUGAGUGGCAUCAACAGAAUUUGCUCCUUCAUUCUCAAUAAAACUUUGUUGGACAUUUCCACAGAGGGGGCCUUGGCUCCAGCGAGUCUGUAUGUUAGGAAUUUGGAAGGACAGGGCAGUAAGCAGGCAGUGAAAGAAGAGCAAUAGAGUAAGAGGAGGCUCCCGGAUUAUGAAAAUGCUUCUUGUCUGUUAGGAAACCUCUUGCACUGUGUAGCACUGACAAACUUGUCGUCGGUGGGUGGGAUUGAACCUGGGACUUCUGGCGCUUACCGCUUGAGCGUCUACCGCGUGAGCUAAAAGCCAGUUGCCUGUUAGCUGAGGCAGUAGAGCAGACUCGUUUUCUCUCCCUCUCGUUAAGUGGUCUCAGUGCCACUAGAUGGGACAGGCCACCACACCCAGGAGAUGCAGUUGUAACCCACACACCACUUGAAAUGAUGUCUGCUGCUUUCCUGGGGCUGUUCACUGAGAUGCAAUAUUGUCUUCGUACCCCAGAAGUUGCUGGGAGAAAGCCAUCUAGCCCCCGAAGGGCCGGUGCUUCAGGAAAGGCUGGGCAUGGUAGCCAUAGUGGCAAGUAGUCUAGGCAAUCUUAGAUCCCCCUGACAUUCCAUGGGUUUGAACUAGCUCCCGCUCCCUCUCCCUCCUUCUUCCAACCUGCACUCAACAGGCUGGCGCAGAGAAUGAAAUGGACUUUCUACAGCUGCUACCAUCUCCUGGAAAAACCAGGACAAAUAGACAAUUGAGAACCACUUGUAUCUCCUCCCGGGGCCGGGUUUCUUUUCCCAUCAUUCUUUGUGAUGGACACUUGCAAGAGGACAAGGGAAAGCCAAAGUGCUGUAGGAGGUGGGGUUGAUGAUUCAGCAAGUGGUGCUCUUCCCUCUGGGUCAGGGCUGAACUGAUGUUGCCUCGUGGUGCUAAGGGGAAGGCUGUGCUGCCUAGAUGUAAAACCAGCCUUCAGUUGCUCAUCUUUUAUGCUAUUGAAACUACUGUCCUCUUCCUACCAGCAAAACAAAUCCCCUGCUUCUAGAAGAGAGGCACCAGAGCUCGCCCUUUAAUCAGUUAUAGAAAACCACUUGUUACUGGUAGGGCUCCAGCCCUGGAGGCAGAGCUGCUCCCAUUAGCUUCACCAGAGGACACAACCUGCUGUGGAUUCAUGCUUGGUGGUGCAUCAGGACAUUCAGGGACACCCUCGCCAGUGGCUGCUGAGCAAAGUCUUGUAUGUAUGUCAGGUGGCACUGGGGCUUGGCUCCUGCUUGUGAUGCUAGAGGGCAGUGCUUCAAAUCACUCUGUGUCCAUGGCCAGUGGAGUAAGAAGUGUUUGAUCACAGUAGUUCCUUCUUUUUGGCCUAUGAAUCUCCUCUGUGCUCUUCAUGGGAUAAUGCCAUUGCUGUACUCUUCAUCCUAACUGGUGGCAACCAAGCCCUUACAUAUGCAGGGGGCUGUUGGUCAAGGUAUCUACAGGUCAGAAACACAACACCAAGGGCCAAAUUCUCCCCUGGAAUUAGGGAGUGCCACUCCAUUGCAGUCAGUGGGCCCUUUUACAGCAGUGGUGAGUAUGAGUCCAGGAGGAGCUGGUCUGAGAUUCACUGAGCAGCUGCAGCUCUUCGAGCAGCGCCCAGCCAGCCUAGCGCAGACAAGUGAACGUCACAGGCGGUGAGCAGAGAUCGGAAAGAAACGUCCUUUUACUUCCUGGCUGCCUGACAUUUAAACAUGAGCCUCCCCGAAGGAGCAGCAUCGGAGAGGAGCACGUUUUCCACGCACCAAAACAAAACCUCGGUGAAAAUCCUUCAGAUCCAUAAGCUUUGGAAAUACAUAAAUCCCCAGUGUAGCCAAUGUUGAAAUCCCAUAAUGGUGAUAAUUAAAAAAGCCCACAUGGUCGGGGAGUGGA
Messenger RNA from Gopherus evgoodei (Goodes thornscrub tortoise), 4715 nucleotides. RefSeq names its product chromosome 14 C20orf204 homolog (gene C14H20orf204). The transcript is spliced from 5 exons. NCBI's taxonomy places the organism in Eukaryota, Metazoa, Chordata, Testudines, Testudinidae. The record is from RefSeq and is a predicted model, not a curated record. The coding region runs from base 1966 to 2562 and encodes 198 amino acids.